GGCGGGAGGGAGAGAGGAGGGAGACCGGGAAGGAGGGAAGGAGGGAGGCGUCUUCCUCUCGGUUCCGGGAAGGGCCUCGGCCGCAGACGCCCCGCGCCAGGACGACCGUCCGACCGACCGACCGACCGACCGACCGACCGACCGACCGCCAUGGCCCGGGACUACGACCAUCUCUUCAAGCUGCUCAUCAUCGGAGACAGCGGUGUGGGCAAGAGCAGUUUGCUGUUACGCUUUGCAGACAACACUUUCUCAGGUAGCUAUAUCACCACGAUCGGGGUAGACUUCAAAAUUCGCACGGUGGAGAUCAACGGGGAGAAGGUGAAGCUGCAGAUCUGGGAUACGGCGGGGCAGGAGCGUUUCCGCACCAUCACCUCCACGUAUUACCGAGGGACCCACGGGGUCAUCGUGGUGUACGACGUCACCAGCGCGGAGUCCUUCGUCAACGUCAAGCGGUGGCUGCAUGAGAUCAACCAGAACUGCGACGACGUGUGCCGGAUAUUAGUGGGGAACAAGAACGAUGAUCCCGAGCGGAAGGUGGUGGAGACGGAAGACGCCCACAAGUUUGCCGGGCAGAUGGGGAUCCAGCUGUUUGAGACCAGUGCCAAGGAGAACGUCAACGUGGAAGAGAUGUUCAACUGUAUCACGGAGCUGGUCCUGCGAGCCAAGAAGGAAAACCUGGCGAAGCAGCAGCAGCAGCAACAGAACGACGUGGUGAAGCUCACGAAGAACAGUAAACGGAAGAAGCGGUGCUGCUAAUGGUGCCUCCCUCUGCAGAGACUCCCGCGGUCCCGGCCCGGGCGCGCCCCGCCUCGGCCCGUUAUUUAAAAGAUUUUUCUCCACGUUCCCUCCUGGGCGGCGGCGGCGGCGGCGCGCUCCCUCUCGGGUGCGGAGAGGGUAACGGACGGGCCCCCGCC
Messenger RNA from Ornithorhynchus anatinus (platypus), 914 nucleotides. RefSeq names its product RAB35, member RAS oncogene family (gene RAB35). Gene Ontology annotation, biological process: Rab protein signal transduction; endocytic recycling. Gene Ontology annotation, cellular component: endosome membrane; plasma membrane. The transcript has 6 exons. Lineage: Eukaryota; Metazoa; Chordata; Mammalia; Monotremata; Ornithorhynchidae. Gene Ontology annotation, molecular function: GTPase activity; GTP binding. Bases 151 to 756 code for a protein of 201 amino acids. The record is from RefSeq and is a predicted model, not a curated record.